UCAUUUUUCAUCUUCGUUCUUCGUCUACUUCUUCUGGUUUUGGUUCUCGUUUCUACUUCCCUUUCAUUCUUCUCGUGUUUUCUUCUGCUUUCAAAUUCUCUGUAAUCCCCCGCUACCAAUUCUCACCACUCACUCCUUCUCCUCAAAAUCACUUCUCUUCUUUCCUUCGCUGAUUUUUAACCCUUUUCAGAAACCCUAAUCCUUCAUCCUCUAGCUUCCAUGGCGUCCAAGAAGAAGCAAUCGGAAGGCAUCGCCUUGCUGUCCAUGUACAACGACGAUGAUGUGGACGAAGACAUGGAGGAUGUCGAAGUAGACGACGAGGACGACGACGCAGAGAACCGCGUGGAGCAGCAAGAAGAUGCCGCCGGAGAUGCGAGAUUCGCGGUUACGGGGGAGGAUUUGGCGAGUGAUGUCAAUAAUUUCGUUAACGAGGCUGCUGCUGUUGUGUCCACCUCGAUAGAGAGGAGUGGGUUGGGGGCUUCCACGACGCCGCAGGCCAACACGUGGGUUUCGCCACCGCUAGAGCAACGGGUGGUGUCGUCGUUUACGAAAAUUAGUAGGAGAGAGACGCUUACGAUAGUGGACUAUGGCCAUGAUGAAGCAGCAAUGUCACCUGAACCUGAGGAGGGUGAGAUAGAUGGUAGUGGCCGAGUCAUGUUUGGGGACCAGCUUCAUGCUACCAAUGGUGAUUCGCUGGAUAGAACACCAUCUGGAACAGUCCAGGUUUUGACCCCAAGCCAUGCUAACACAACUCAAUUUUCUGAGCCAUUGAAAUUUGAUACCAUGAACAUUGAUGCUGUGAUCAGAACAGAUGAUACAGAACUUGGAGAAGCAGAUCAAGACAAGCAAAAAUCUGGAGAUCCAUUGGAUACAUUUCUCCCUCCACCACCCAAAGCUAAAUGCUCCGAGGAGCUACAAAGAAAAAUAAAUAAAUUCCUGGAGUAUAAGAAGGCUGGAAAAAGUUUUAAUGCAGAAGUUCGCAACAGGAAGGACUAUCGAAAUCCUGACUUUUUACUGCACGCAGUGAGGUACCAGGAUAUUGAUCAAAUUGGGUCUUGCUUCAGUAAAGAUGUAUUUGACCCUCAUGGGUACGAUCCAAGCGACUUCUAUGAUGAAAUAGAAGCUGAUAUGAGGCGUGAAACUGAGAGGAAAGAGCAAGAGAAGAAGAAAGUUCAGAAGGUUGACUUUGUUUCUGGGAGUACACAACCAGGAAUUGUGGCUGGUCCUCCCAGGAUUAACAUUCCUGUUGCAGGAGCUUCUGCUGCAACAGCAAGUGGUUUGCAUUUGGUGCCUCCUGGAGCUGAUUCUAUAAAUCGGGAUGGUAGACAGAACAAAAAGUCAAAAUGGGACAAGGUGGAUGGUGAUCGGAAAAAUCCUCUGCCCUCAGGGGGACAGGAUGCCAUAUCUACUGUUGGGUCUCAUGCAGCAAUUUUAUCUUCUACUAAUGCUGGUGGUGGAUACAUGCUAUUUGCGCAGCAAAAACGGCGAGAGGCAGAGGAGAAAAGAUCUAGUGAAAGAAGGUUAGAGAGAAGAUCGUAAGCCAUAUUUGGGUUUGUAAACACGACAAGCAGUCCUAGAGAUUUUCUGCAUAACAUUUUUGUAUGUUCAUUAACUUCGGCAAUGAUCAUAGACCUGUAAAUUAUAAAAAUUGAAAAAAAGUUCCUGCUUCAACCAUUGUUAAUGCUUUAUUCCUUUUUUACA
This is a messenger RNA of Lotus japonicus, 1701 nucleotides long. RefSeq lists its product as uncharacterized. Gene Ontology annotation, cellular component: nucleus. The transcript is spliced from 8 exons. The coding region runs from base 220 to 1539 and encodes 439 amino acids. Gene Ontology annotation, biological process: regulation of DNA-templated transcription. The record is from RefSeq and is a predicted model, not a curated record. Lineage: Eukaryota; Viridiplantae; Streptophyta; Magnoliopsida; Fabales; Fabaceae.